Messenger RNA from Globicephala melas (long-finned pilot whale), 8387 nucleotides. It is a transcript of the gene NPY2R, whose product is annotated as neuropeptide Y receptor Y2. NCBI's taxonomy places the organism in Eukaryota, Metazoa, Chordata, Mammalia, Artiodactyla, Delphinidae. Gene Ontology annotation, cellular component: neuron projection; plasma membrane. Gene Ontology annotation, molecular function: neuropeptide binding; neuropeptide Y receptor activity. Gene Ontology annotation, biological process: G protein-coupled receptor signaling pathway. The record is from RefSeq and is a predicted model, not a curated record.
GAGUAGCUUGGGUCAUGACCAAAGAGCGAAGGAUCCAAAAGUCAGCUAACUGGACAGAUCAAGAUUUAGAUUUGUCUUGUUUUGUUUUGUUUUUGUGACCCUUUGUUUUCUCUUUCCUAUUCUAGCUUUUGCCCUGAGCAGCAGCGUACACCACCCGGGCUGCCCGCUUUUGAAUCUGAAUGCGCACUACCCAACUUGUAAACUGUCAACAGACACCAGUUCAGGAAAUUGCAACCAAUUGAUCGCGGGCAAACAGGAUCUGAACUCGCUUCUGCUUCCCGUUGGAGCGCAGCGACCGCCCAGUUAGAGUUGCACCGGCGCCCUGCGCUCCAGCCCUGGCGGAGGGUUGGUCUUCCGCGCGCAGUCGUGCGGCGCUUUUCCGUGGUUCUGCGCGGGGUCCAGCCCCCCACCUCUGCUCCUAUAAGCAAAAAGGAGAGCGACUCCUGUUUGCAGUUCUGGGAUUUUACCAUCUCCGCCAAGUCGCUGGGCUUCUGCCUCCCAGAUCCGCCUCGAGCCAGCUCGAGAUCUCCUCUCACCCUCAGCGCCCGCAGCUGGGACUGUCCGCCCCGCCUUCGCCCUAGCCCUCGCCCUGGCCUUGGCCCUGGCCUCUCCUCGGAGGAUGUGGGAGGGAUUCGUCUCCCGCCUCCGGAGCCUCGGAUCCCCACACGCUCCUCUGGCCGCGCAGUGCGGGGCGGGGCGGUGCCCUUGCGCUCUGCUGCGGAGGUGGGCUGCGGACCCCAGGGGCGCAAACGUCCUAGGGGCUCCGACUGUCAGGCGGACGCUGCGCUCUCCUGCUCUCCCGCGCGCGCGGCUGCCCAGCACCGUCGGAUCGGACGGACUGGGCCUGCCUUUGGGAACCGCCCAGUGCCCUCUCCGGGUCGGCGGGCUAGAUAAUCAUCAAACUGACAGGCGGCACACGUCUGGCUUCCACGUCUCAGCAGAAGCGCGAGGGCCGGGUCAGUAAGUGUAAGUCCUAACUGAUUCACCUUCUGGUAAUGAGAACACCCCAAAAGAAGCUUUCGGGUCCUUUGAAGAGGGAUGGGGGAGGUCCUCAUGAGUGUAGGGGCUUUUGUUCCACAUUUAGGCCAAAGAUGGGCAUUGUGGGUGAGACCAUCCCAGUUUUCUACACUCACUGGAAUACUCCUCACCCAUUGAAGAGUCUUGACUAUUUCCCUGACUCUUCUUAGAGAGAGGUAAUUAUCUUUCCAGAACAGCAGGUUGUUACUGUUCCUGCCUCUUUAAAAAUCAAACACCUGUUUAGCGGGGAAGGUCAUACUGCAUUCUCCAAAGCUGUUCAAGAAUGGACACAGUCAUGUAAGCGUUCGCUGGUUCUGCACCAGAAGGUCUCACUCCCUGGUAGGAGCAUAUGAUGGACAAAAAGGAGGCAAAAGGAAAAGCUUUAAGGCUUUUGGAAAUAGGGACACAUCGUGUAAACUCAGUGACACGAAAUACACAGUGCUGUUUUCAAAGGUCAGAGGCUCAAAUAGAAGAGGUACAUUCCCAAUCGCCUUGGUGAAUAUUUUCAACUUUCUGCUUAUCAGGCAAAUGGUCAUGUCUUACAUGCAACAUUCUUGGAUGUCCACACCCCCUCUCUCCAGGACUAAUACAUAUAGGGCAUAUGGCAUUUUUUCUGGGAUUCUUCCCUGAGAAAAAUUCCUGGAAAGUUUUGUGAUUGUAAAGGUAUUAAGUUUUUACUAAGGCCAACCUGUGACAGUAAGAAUACUGUUGCAAAAAAACCCCACAAAUUUAAAUAUGGAGUCAAAGCAUAAACUUGUUUCCCACUUAGAUAAUUUGAAGUUCUUUGACUUUCUGGGGGAAAAAAGUCCUGAAGCCAUUUUCCUAUCUACGAAGAAAUAGUUCUAUAACUGAAUCUCUAACGAUUCACUCGUUCAAGAAAACUACCACUCACAGUUCUCCUUGAAUGUCUUGAACAGUGUGAUGCCUCAUUUUUACCUUAUUUCAUGGAAACGUUUUCCCCCUUUUCUAUUCAUCUUUGAAUUGUUGUGCUUUUGAGUUUUUACUCUGGCGACUCCCUCUGUGUACUCUCUUAUCCUCUUCCACUUUUCCAGAAGUGCAGUCAUAAAAUUAUACAUUCUCUGGGUAACACUCUGACCUGGUUAAAGGCCAGUCGUGUGCUUGAGAACAGCUAUUAGAAUCCACAUGCUAAUACCCUGUAGAUCAAUAAUCAUUCCUGUAGAGAAGCUUUAAAGAAGGGAAUAAAGAAAAUGAGACUGAAAAGAAAAAGCAAAAUAAGUUAAUAAAUCAAAUAUGCUCCUAAUAACCUUCAAUCUUGGGCUUGCUCCCAAUUUAGUUUGCUGCAAACCUCAAACUCAGACCUUCUGGAGUCUCAUUAGUUCUGUUAAAGACUUGUCAGGAUUGACUAAUUGUGCUCUGUAGAGUCCCAUUCUUAGUCUAAGGGAAAUGAAAGGGCCCAUCAAAUAAAACACUCCAAGAUUUGAAUGGUUAGUUUCCACUUUCUCUAAUCACUAAAGAAAGGAGGCAAGUGCAAAAGGCGGCCUGGACUCUAGAACAUUCUAUUUGAAAUGUAUGCAGAGAGAAUGAGAAUAUAUCAGUAAAGAAAAUGCAUGAGUAUGUGAAAAUCUCUAUCAUCUUUGUGAUAAGCAACUAUUAGUGUGUGUGUGUGUGUGUGUGUGUGUGUGUUAAGCCCUUGGAGAGAGAAAGUUUCCUUGUGGUAUGUACUGACUAACAAUUUUUAAUGUUCUAAUCAGAGAUUAUAUCUUGGAACAACUUUCUUGUAGAGGUGGUUACCUGAUUAAGAACAAGAAAAUAAGCACAGAGAUGUCAUAUCAGAGCAAGAAUCCUAUAUAAGCAAUUAUCUUCAGUAAAGGAAAGGAUCAAAAUUGUUACUUUGUACUUUGCCGACCUCAAUUAUUCAGUAAAAUUGUGCUUUCCAUAUUUGCUAAGAUUUAAACAAUGGAUGGAAACAAUCCAGACUGUGUCCUACAAGACACAGCUGUGGUGAGGAGGCUGAAGGAAAACAACUGUGAUGUGUCAUGUGCUCCUUGCAGGAUUAGAAGUGAGCACAGGUUGUCGAGAUAAGUGAAUAGGGAGGGCAGAGAGGCAUGAGAAAGGCUGAUGUGUUGCUGGAAUUGGAAGUAGUUUGGUAUGACAGAAGCAUCAGGUAUAUCCUAAGAUGUCAGGAGAGAUGAAGGUAGGGUUGAGUUCAAGGAAAGCUUUGAAUGUCAUACUGUGGAGUUGGGGUUUUCUUGUGUAUGUCAGUGUUAUCAGCCUGUACAUGCAGCAACUGUAGUGGGAGAGCAAAUUAAUGAAAGCAUAUAUGCAGGGGAAGCUCAGCAGAUCAUGCAAAACAGAACCGAUUCAAGAAUGCAAAAGAGAAGGAAUUUAACGCAGAAAAUUGGUUACACAAGUGAUGGAAGCCAAGCAGAGGAUGUUGAGGCCACACAGGGAUUAGCAAGAGCAAAGAAUCAUUACUACCUCCAGAUAGAGGGACACAGGGAAAAAGCAGUAUGACUGAAUCCAGGGACCUUGUGCCUCCACUGGAAACAAAAUCACUGCAGACCAUUCCCGUGGGAGCCAGCCAUAGAGGGAGCUGAGGCACUGGUAAGAGGAGAGAGGGAGGGAGAAGAGUACAGUGGCUUCUGGAUUCUCCCUUCCUCCUGCCUCCUAGUUACCUGCCAGUGCCUCCUGUUGGCCAAGGGCAGCCAGCAUCCCAAUGUCCUGGGCGCCUGGAAAUAUGGUCAACAAGAGUCAGCCCUCCAGCAUCAGGGGAAGAAUGGAGCUGAGCAAACAGGCUCAGCCAGACAUUGUCUGUGGCAUGAAUAAAUAUGACUCACCUACCAAUGUAGGUAGAUGUGAUUAUGAUUAAUAAAAAACAAAUUCAUUUCAAAGAGGUUCUGAAUUAAUGGUGGCAGCCUUUUUUCAUUAUGAGCAUAUUCAAAAAGUACUACCAUUAUGAUGUUGGGCUCCGGAUGUUUUUAUAGACUUGAGAAGGUAACUUUAUAUUAGAAACUGAUUAGUAUUAUUUGAAGCAAUUUGGAGAUGUUGGGGAAAUGAAGUGAUCACAUCUGAAUUUCAGAAAAAACACUUUAAUGUCAGAGUAUGCUCUAUUCAGUAAAUGUAAGAGCUUUAGAGUAGGGGCACUAUCCUGUUGUUUUUUUCCCCAGCACAAAUCCUAAUUCCUGACAGUGGGUUUUAAAUACUUGCUGAAUGCAUGUUUGAAUAAGUAUAAGCAUCAUGAGAGUGGAGCCACCUCUGGCAUUUAGUAGAUGCUUAAUUAUAUUAGUUAAGUGAAUGAAUGAAUGAAUGAGGAAAGAAAUGAAGGAAGGAAGGAUAGGGAAAAGGGAGAUAAGUUAGACAACUAUUAGAGUUAUUACAGUAAGAAAUCAAGAAGGACAAAAUUAACGUGGUAGAAAUAAGAGGACCAUUGGGAGAGAUAUUUAAGAAUAGUCUGAGGGUUCUCUUAAACAUGUGGGCUAAAGGAGAUGAAAAAGCCUGUGUAGUUACCUGCUUUUUAGCUUUACGUGGCUUAAUUAAUUAGGAUAGUAUUGACCUAAGUAGGGCACACAGAAGGAUUCUGAGGGUUGAGGUGGGUGACUAGAAAAGAAAGGUGUUAAAACUUUUGUAUUCAGGGAUUAGAGAUGAAAUUCAGAUUGGACAUAUUUUCAUACAGUUCCUAUGUAGGAUUCUGCUGUAUGUCAGGUAGGAAGUUUAUUUCAGAUCAUAAAAAAAGCUGCUGUUUUACACAGCCUACCUAUUUUUAACGCUAAUCCCUACAUUAGAAAAACUGGCUAUGAAACAGAAUCUGCUCAGUUUAUCUUAAAUAUUUUAUGCUCCUAAAGUCCAAGCACCAGGCAAAGGAUUUUAAUAUUUGUCUCUUUUCUGUGCAAUUAGUUGCUAUAUUUAUAAAUGUAAAACAGUCAAGAUAUUGAAGCAAACUUUAUCUACCUUAAAAUUAAUUUGAUGAAUUUAUAGCAGUUAUAAAAUUAAUUGAUAAUGUUUGUAAUAUCCAUCUCACUUAAAAUGGAUUGAAUCAAUUUGGUUGCAUUCACAAAGGAAUUGUGUCUAUACUAUAGACAUUACAUUUUGCCUUCAUAAUAUCCAUAUUUGUGAAUAGACCUAUUAAGGGUCCACUUUAUUGAAAUGUUCUACUAUAUGCAAAUUUAGGGAUCAGAGGACAGGUACUUUGAGCCCCAACCAAAAUGAAACCAACCCAUUUGUGAUAUUCCUUGCACCCUUGAGUUUUCCUCGUUCCAUAUUUGUUCAUUUUUUAAAUUGUAGAUUCUUGUGCUAGUUGAUGAAAAUGGGCCCAUUAGGUGCAGAGGCUGAUGAGAACCAGACAGUGGAAGAAAUGAAAGUGGAGCAGUUCGGUCCAGGGCACACCACUCCUAGAGGGGAGCUGGCCCCUAACUCUGAGCCGGAGCUUAUAGACAGCACGAAGCUGAUUGAGGUACAGAUCGUCCUUAUAUUGGCCUAUUGCUCCAUCAUCUUGCUUGGGGUGAUUGGCAAUUCCUUGGUGAUCCAUGUGGUGAUCAAAUUCAAGAGCAUGCGUACAGUAACCAACUUUUUUAUUGCCAAUCUGGCUGUGGCGGAUCUUCUGGUGAACACCCUGUGCUUACCAUUUACACUUACCUACACCUUAAUGGGGGAGUGGAAAAUGGGUCCCGUCCUAUGCCACUUGGUGCCUUAUGCCCAGGGCCUGGCAGUACAAGUGUCCACCAUCACCUUGACAGUAAUUGCCCUGGACCGGCAUCGUUGCAUUGUCUACCACCUGGAGAGCAAGAUUUCCAAGCGAAUCAGCUUCUUGAUUAUUGGCUUGGCUUGGGGCAUCAGUGCCCUGCUAGCAAGCCCCCUGGCCAUCUUCCGGGAGUAUUCACUGAUUGAGAUUAUUCCGGACUUUGAGAUUGUGGCCUGUACUGAGAAGUGGCCUGGUGAGGAGAAGAGCAUCUAUGGCACUGUCUACAGUCUUUCUUCCUUAUUAAUCCUGUAUGCUUUGCCUCUGGGCAUCAUCUCUGUUUCCUAUAUUCGUAUCUGGAGUAAACUUAAGAACCAUGUCACCCCUGGAGCUGCUAAUGACCACUACCAUCAGCGGAGGCAAAAAACCACCAAAAUGCUGGUGUGUGUGGUGGUGGUAUUUGCAGUCAGCUGGUUGCCGCUCCAUGCCUUCCAACUUGCUGUCGACAUUGACAACAAAGUCUUGGACCUGAAGGAGUACAAACUUAUCUUCACUGUGUUCCACAUCAUUGCCAUGUGCUCCACCUUUGCCAACCCCCUUCUCUAUGGCUGGAUGAACAGCAACUACAGAAAAGCUUUCCUCUCAGCCUUCCGCUGUGAGCAGAGGUUAGACGCCAUUCACUCCGAGGUAUCUGUGACAUUCAAGGCUAAAAAGAACCUGGAAGCCACAGAGAACAAUGGUCCUAAUGAUUCUUUCACAGAGGCUACCAACGUCUAAGGCAACUGCCAUGUGAAAAUAUAUGGAUGAAUUCUGACCAGAGCUGUAAACCUGGUUGAGUGGGGCGUGCAGGUGCAUCCUCAUUUCCCAUUUUAAGGAAGCAUCUGAAUGGAAGCAUCUGCAGUGUAAUUCAUGGAAAACUGGUUGUCAGAGUCUAGUAAAAACACUCAAAUUCAAAGACAAGGCAACAAAAGUUUGCUUACAGUUGCUUAGAUUGUAGGUUGAAUUAUGAAUAAAAGCAGAGAGAAAUGGUUUUGACUGUUUCCCAGAGUGAAGGAAACAUGAACAAGGAGUUGGUGUUAUCAGCAUUGCUAAGAGGUGGUGGGUAAAAAAGUUGACUUUAAAAUCACAUUAGGGCAUAGAACGGGGAUGACGUAUAAUUCACUGCUCCCCCCUCAUCUGAUGAAAAGGCUGUCAACACCAAUUUCCCUAGAAAGCCACAGACUCUUCUCUAUUGUAUUUUGCCUUUUUGUUAUUCUUCCUAUGGACUAAAACCAUCAGAGAACACUGCAGGUAAAUGUUACCAACUAUUUGAAUGACUUCAAGGAAAUAAACCGAAAUUUUCUAUGUAAUUAGUGUUUUGGCAAAUGAUGGGGGGGAAUCUUUACCACCCAGUUAGCCAAUUGUUUUUUAAAACCAAAUGCACAUUUAAUGAAAAGUUUCUUCAACUUAGAAUCAAAGGCUGAAAUUCUCAGAGAAAUGUAAACCAUCAUUUAACUUCUCAUUUCAACUUGUCCCUGCUUUGUAUAGUUACUAUUUGAAUAACAAGUAAGCAUGCCACACAAUACUUUUAAUCAUUGCUAAUUGUAACUUUUUGAACACAUUUUACUCCUAUGUUGGAGCUGAGUUUCUCUUCACUAAAAAUUAAAUCAGAUUAGGAGAUAGUUUUGUGGCAUUUUGCGGUUAUUUGUAAGCAGUUUUUGCACAGGUACAUACUCUAAUGUGUUUACUGCAGUGUUAUUAUUAUUUACUUUUGAAAUUCAUCUUCCAUGGACCCAUUCAUGAUUCAUAAAACAAUGUAAUUUCAUCAAAAUGGAACCCAUCUGGUAAGAACUAUUAAAAACAUUACAUUCAUUCCACUUUAAAAAUGUUCAGUUUGGACCAGUUUCAACAUAAGUUAUCCUCCUUUCAAAAUAAUUAGCUAUAUUUUUGGAUAACUUCUGAAUAUAUACAUAAUAAAAUUUUACCUAUAAAUAGUGGAACAUAGAUGCUGUAAUACUUUUCUUUUAAUGAUUUUGUGAAUACAAUUUUUAUUUCAAUAUUAUCCAACCAAAGAUGCUUAAAACCCUAUUACAUUCAUGAAAAAUAAUUGAGAUAUUAAAAUAGCUGUACUUCUUUGAAUGUUGUUAAUGAGGUUUCAUUGUAAUCAUAUUUUUUAUAAGUAUGACUGAAUUUGUGAAUAGAUUCCUUAAAUUUUAAGUAAAUUCAGCAUGACUGUUGCAUUUAGUUAUAAACAUUAACUUUGUGAACAGGAGCAACUUAUUUUAUGGAUACAUUUAAAAUUCGUAUUAUGGCUCUUACUGAAUUAUUUUCAUGCUAGAAAUAAAAGACUGGUCUUGAAGUAGACUGCACUUUUGGAAUACUGAAAAAGAAUGAAAACAAUGGAAGUUAGAUUAAGUGUAAGACUGAAUAAGAAGUUGACAAAUAAUGUAUAUCUGUAACAUAUAAUUGAAUAAUUCAUUUUUCUCUUGGACUUGGCAUAACUGUCCCAGAAGAAGCUUUUUGUCUUUUAAAUAGCAGUUACUUUGCUUAAGAUGCUAAUAGAUAAUUGUGCUCAAAGAUUUUUUUUCCUCUUGGAGAAUUCUUACACUGUAGGAAAUGUGCAUGCUACUGUAUCACCUGUUGUCAUAGUAAAUUAUUAGAAUCCAAUUAAUACUUGUGAUCUAAUUAAUUAUGUUAACUCAUUAAUAAAAUGUCUUUUAUGUAGUGAUUUUAUCUGUUGAAUAAAAAGAAUUUA